AUGGAGUUUUACUUGGAGAUCGACCCUGUCACCUUGAACCUGAUCAUCUUAGUAGCAAGCUACGUCAUCUUGCUCUUGGUAUUCCUCAUCUCCUGCGUGCUGUAUGACUGCCGAGGCAAGGACCCCAGUAAGGAGUACGCUCCUGAGACCACUCUUGAUGCCCAGCCCUCCAUCCACUUGGUGGUGAUGCAGCAGAGCACGUCAGGGGACCUCUGGGCAAGGAGGCCCAGCCUUCAUUUUGGGGAUCCGGUUCCAUUAGGGAAGAAAAGCACAAUGGUGUGA
This is a messenger RNA of Prionailurus viverrinus (fishing cat), 282 nucleotides long. It is a transcript of the gene SMIM36, whose product is annotated as small integral membrane protein 36. The transcript has a single exon. Lineage: Eukaryota; Metazoa; Chordata; Mammalia; Carnivora; Felidae. Bases 1 to 282 code for a protein of 93 amino acids. The record is from RefSeq and is a predicted model, not a curated record.